CAAUGCCUUAGGGUAUUGGUUUUGGAUUUGAUGAAAAUAAAUUUAGAAUUUGGAUUGACAAAGAUUAUAACAAAUCUACAUGUUCAUCUGAAGAUUUAAGUUAUGAAAAUGGUGACCUUGUUCAUAGACACAUUAAAAAAUUAAAGGUUGCCAUUAUUUAAUGAAUUUAGAUCGCUAUUGUAGAAGUUUGGGGAAUAGUACAUCCAGCUAUAGAAGAAUAAAUGGAUGAUCAUAAUAUUGCUAAUGCUGAACCAGAAUUUUAAUAAUUUGAAAUCAAUAAUUAUGAGGAAGUCGAAAAUCAAAAUUUAGAGUAAGAUAUUAUUAUAUUCAUCAUAUUCUUAGUUCUAAAGCUGAUUAUUAUUGGGCUAAUAAAUAAUAAGAAGUUAAAAUUGAAACAACAGCAACUAAUACUUUUUAUUGGAAUAAUGCAUAAACCUCAAAACCUACUUUAUAAUAUAAUUCAAACCUUACAAAAAGUCAACCAAUUACUAAUCCUUACUACAAUUAAGGAUUAUAAACUGAAUAAUAAAUUGCUGAUCUACUUGUUGGAAAAAAUACAACUAAUUAUAAUUAAUAAUAAGAAGUGAUUACUUAAACUACUCUUACUCGAAGAAGCAAUUUACAAAGACCAGUCUUAGAUUUUAAAUAAAAAACUACUUAUGAGCCAGAGAUUGUACCUAUAAGGCAAGAUAACAUCUCUGAAACAAAAAGUUAAAAACAGUAUUAAAUUUUAUAUAAAAUUUAGCGAAGUUUUUGGAACUAACAUUAUUGAAUCUUCAUAUCCUUAAUAAACCAAUAAUGAAAAGGUAUACUCAACCAAUUCGAGUUUAACUUAGUCAAAAGGAAGAAAAACUGCUGAUUAAAUAAUCUAAGAUUAUGAAUCAAGAAAAAGUAAGAGAAAUUAUUGA
Molecule: messenger RNA, 908 nt
Organism: Paramecium sonneborni
Lineage: Eukaryota; Ciliophora; Oligohymenophorea; Peniculida; Parameciidae
Source: the annotation of a GenBank genome assembly